Molecule: messenger RNA, 2703 nt
Organism: Thecamonas trahens ATCC 50062
Lineage: Eukaryota; Apusomonadida; Apusomonadidae
Exons: 2
Coding region: 1-2703 (900 amino acids)
Biological process (GO): SCF-dependent proteasomal ubiquitin-dependent protein catabolic process; signal transduction
Cellular component (GO): SCF ubiquitin ligase complex
Source: RefSeq, a predicted model, not a curated record
AUGGCUGCGUCUAGUACCAUUGCUGCAGUGGUGGCAGCUGCUGCUACUGCUGCUGCUGCUGCUGUGGCUACUACCCAGACGUUGACUGCUGCGCACGUCCCGACUCGGAGGCCUGGCACGUCCGAGUCUGGCGACUCAUGGGACAUUUUCAUCUGCCACGGCUCAUGUGACAAGCGCAUGGCGCGGAGUUUGUAUCAUCGACUGACGGCGAUGGGCCUUCGGGUGUUUUUAGAUGUGUACUCGCUUGACGGACGAUACUGCGGGAAUGAGGAGGCUCUGGCACGGAUGGCGCGGUGCUCGACGGUGGUCAUCGUUCUCGUCUCCAAGUAUAUGCUGGUGACGACCUGGGCUGUGGCCGAGGCUGAAGCUGCUCUUGAUCCUGCCUCACAGUGUGUGGUCCUGCCGGUGCUAGCCGAUGCAGAGAUGAGCCAUAUUGCGCUGCGAAGAUGGAUGGGGACUCCGGCUCCGGCAGGCGAACCACACUUUCUCAUUCAGUACAUGGAUUCUGCGUUCUCAGCCCUCACCGAGAACGGCUCCGAGAACAUGGACAAGUGGGCAAAGGCCGACAAGGAUGCACGGGUGGAUCUAGUGCGACGGCUGCGGCAAAUAGGUCUCGCUGCGUACAACACCCAAGACUACGUGCUCGACGAUAUACUCGACGAUAUUGCCGAGCGAGCGCGCACGCUGCACGCCGACGAGAUGGCUGUGCGCGCGCGCCGGCUUGCACUGCAAUCGCGCGAUUGUGCGCCAGAGGACGUUGCUAUGCGGCGGGCCGAGCUGGAACUCCGCGGCGUUGACCGCUAUGUUGAGCCGCCAGACCUUGCCAUCGCACUGGACAGGCUUGCGCCGGGAGGGCGGACCUUGGUCGUGUGCGGGCUUCCUGGCUCGGGUAAGUCUGAGCUGGCGCGAGCCAUUGGACGUGCAUCGCAUAGUAACGUAGCAUGGAUCCCGCCAUACCCCGGCCAGUGCAACCUUGCGCUUUGCGAUGCACUUGUCAACUACUUUGGCGUGGCGAGGAACAUUUUCGACGACAACCUCUCGCUGGAGGCGCUUGGUGGCCGGCUGGCAGACAAGCUGGGCCGGACGACGGUUGCUAUGUUGCUUAUUUUUGAUGGCGUUGACGAUCCGACGCUGAUCAACUGCCUGGCAGGUGUGGUGAGCGAUACCUCGCACUCGGUGGUGGUCACGACAACGAGCGACUCGAUGCCGGGCUCUGGUACGAUCAUGCUCCCGCUCGACGUGCUGCCGCAUGUUACGGCAAGUGCGGUCUUCCGUGCGUACCUGCCGGAGCAUCUGCAGAACUCUCCGUGCGUUGCUGCCGCGGCGGCGGUUGUCGUUGCAGACACUCAUGGACACGUGAUGACGGUCCGGAUGCAGGCGCAGACGAUCCGCUCAGAGAGCGAUCUGAAGGUGCUGGCGGCCGAGGCAACGCAGUCGGUGACUAUCCUGUCGCCUAGCCGGCGGCGAGAGCUUGUUUGCAGCAAGCUUUUUGCGCACAUCAACAUUAUUUUUGGCCGACCGAUCUUGUUUGCGCACCUGAAGAUCCUGCACUCGAUUGUUGAUACGCAGCUUGCGCUGGUUGAAAAGCUCAGAGCACUGGCGCAGCUGGGUCUAGUUGCUCUCGAUGACAUCGAGGUACCGGCGAUAGUCACGCUACACUCGCUGCAGAGCGCAUGGCUCGCGGAGCGGCUGACGAUGCAUCCAAGGUGGUCGAGAUACAUGCGGGUUCUCGUGUUUUGCCUUGCCGCUCCGCGAUUCCUCACCUCUGUGGACCUGAUCGAUGGAGCGGUGGUGGCGCUGAACCAUGACUGCAGCGCCUUGGCUGAUCUAGAGGUUGAGCCCUCAGCUGCAGCCAGUGUGGUCCGGUUUGCGCACGCUAUGCUUGCCGACGUCGCGGCACCGCACAUGGUAGAUGACGCACUGCUGAGCGCGCUCACUGAGCUAGCGGCGGAGGCAGCGUGUGGUGGAGCUGACAUUGGCGCGAUUGCAGGCGAACUUGUCCUCCCACACGCCAGCGCAGUGACAGAUGCCGGUCUCAAGUGCGACGCGCUGCGAGAGCCUGCGUUUUCCAACCUCGUCUCGGUUUGCCUCGCCGGAUGCGUUCAGAUCACCAACGAGGGCGUCCGAGUGUUGAUCCAGCGAGCUGCAAAGCAGCUGAACUCGCUUGACCUGGCUGGCUGUGUCGAGAUUUCAGACGAUCUUGCCUUAGUGCUGGCGGGUGUGUUCAAGCAGCUGGAGACGUUGUCGGUGGCGCGUUGCCCGCGAAUCACAGACAAGCUCUUCAACACUCUGUCCCAUGUCCAGAUCUGGGUUUCGCUGACAUCGCUAGAUGUCUCUGGCUGUGGCGUCGGCGUCGGUGCGCUGGAGUUUGUGCUCAGGGACCAACAUGCGCCGCUUGUUGAGCUGUACGUCAGCGAGUGCCCAGGCAUUGAUACGCAAGCGGUCGAUGUGGUAGCGCGGUACGGGCAUUUGCUCUCACGUCUCGACGUCUCGUACUGCGGCGGAAUUACGCUUGCCGAUCUUCUCCCUGUCCUUGCCAACUUCUCUGCUGCCAGCGAGAGUGGCGAUGAGCACGGAAAACCAUGUCGAGUGUGGGUCCUGGGUCUGGCCGAGGGCAUGGAUGGUAGCGAAGCCGAGGCGGUAUAUCGGAAGUAUGGCGCCAUCCUCGAGUUUACCAGCCGCUGCAAGUACCACCACAGGUAA